CAAUGAUGACUAAAUCCCAAAGAACAAACGCCAUUUUUUAAUUAAUUCGACGAAAGAUUCUCAACCGAUCCCUCUGUACCCUCCGUCGGCCAUCUUGGAUCCAGAGAGAAACAGGAACCGCCGGGAUGAACGUCGCUCGUGCUGCUGUCCGCACCUUCACCUCCAGCUCAGCUCGCCGAGCUGCCACAGAUGUUCACCCUGGCUAUGGCCAGAUCCGUGGUACCAUGAACAAAUUCCAGGUUGACAAUGGUAUGCCCAUCCACCUGAAGGGAGGUGUUUUCGACAACCUUCUGUUUGUAAGCACCUGUGUACUCAAUGCCGUGGGUCUUAGCAUGACUCUGGGAUUCAUAUAUGAUAUGAGCUUCCCCAAGAAGGCCUAGUAAAGACGCUAUAGAAGAAGAAUAUUUAUAUCAUCUUUCAACAAGGCGGGUGCUUGAUAAUCUCGUGUAUAUAUGUGUCUGCCAUUGAAUUUAUCAUAAAAAUGUACAUGUCAGAUCAAUAAAUUUUAGAAAGGAAA
Molecule: messenger RNA, 517 nt
Organism: Penaeus monodon (black tiger shrimp)
Lineage: Eukaryota; Metazoa; Arthropoda; Malacostraca; Decapoda; Penaeidae
Product: cytochrome c oxidase subunit 7A, mitochondrial-like
Exons: 3
Coding region: 126-380 (84 amino acids)
Biological process (GO): regulation of oxidative phosphorylation; mitochondrial electron transport, cytochrome c to oxygen; mitochondrial respirasome assembly
Source: RefSeq, a predicted model, not a curated record